UUAAAGUUUUGUCGGAGUUCUGUGACGGAAAAGCCGGCAAGAUGGCGACCUCCUUGGUUGGACCAUACGAUGUUUGGCUAACAGAAACACUUACUGCUGCGAGUGCCGAUAUAGACACAGAUGUGUUUGUUAGUUAUAUUAUAGGAAUACUCGAUGACGACACACCCGAGGAAGAUAAGAAAGAGGGCAUAACGGAAUUACUCUCAGGAGUUGUGACAAGGGUGAUCAACUCUCAACCUUUUUGGGCCAACAGACUUUGGCUACUGUGAAAGAGAAAAAACUUACGAAGGAAGAAGCAGAGCGCAAGGCAGCCAUCUUGGCACAGUAUGCUCAGGUUUCAGACGGAGAAGAGUCAGAAGACGAAGGCGAUGACUCGGAUGGCAGUCCGGCGACUGGCGGAGGAGGAGGAGGGAAAGGGCGAGGAGAAACCCAGGACUCUCUGCUCAUGAGAAAUGUGAACAAGGAGGAAGUUGCACGAGCUGAGAAAGAUUUGAGAGAAAAGGCGCGGGAGGAAGUGGAAAAGAAAAAGGAGAAGGACAAGCAAGACCGGGCUGCUCAGAAACAGAAGCAACAGGAGAGGAAGGACACGGAGAAGAAGAGAACCCAGAAAGGAGAGAAGAGGAGAUAACCCUGUCUGUGGCGAUUUAGUUUGUGAUUGUAGAAGGAGAAUGUGAAAUAUUGUUGUGUGAUCAUGAUGAUAAUAGUAAUAAUUGCAUUUAUUUAGCACAUAUCCAUGUUCUGCAGCAUGUUCUAUGCACUGUACAAUUAUCACUACGGGAUGGGGUAUUUACUUAAACUCUGCAGUCAAGGGAUUGAGCUGGAGAGGCAGGGUUCUCAGUCUGUCUCCAAUUUUUCUGAUUAUUAAUUUAUCAUGACAGGCGGAGUCUGUUUAAUCCAAACACGUUUAAUCAGAAAACAUCAGUAAACCAAAAGAAAAAUAAAA
Aplysia californica (California sea hare) is the source of this 943-nucleotide messenger RNA. Its product is annotated as coiled-coil domain-containing protein 43. NCBI's taxonomy places the organism in Eukaryota, Metazoa, Mollusca, Gastropoda, Aplysiida, Aplysiidae. The record is from RefSeq and is a predicted model, not a curated record.